This is a messenger RNA of Thalassophryne amazonica, 2614 nucleotides long. RefSeq names its product GRB2-associated-binding protein 1-like. The transcript is spliced from 12 exons. Bases 189 to 2492 code for a protein of 767 amino acids. NCBI's taxonomy places the organism in Eukaryota, Metazoa, Chordata, Actinopteri, Batrachoidiformes, Batrachoididae. The record is from RefSeq and is a predicted model, not a curated record.
GACUUCCAGAGGAUUGGGACCAAUCAUGAUCAGCUGAUCAGAACCUGAUUUGACCAGCUGGUUGAUUAGAGGUCUACUCCACUGUAUUCCAUCUACAAACCUAGUUGACUGAGUCAAUGACUUGAACUCAAGGUAUUGACCGAUUGGAAUUCUCACUGAUUGGUUGAUUGAAAGUGAGGCCUGUCAGGAUGAGCGGCAGUGGAGACGUUGUGUGUGAAGGCUGGUUAAGAAAAUCGCCACCGGAGAAAAAGCUACGACGUUACGCAUGGAGGCGGCGCUGGUUUGUGCUACGUAGUGGCAGGCUAAGUGGAGAACCAGAUAUCCUGGCGUACUACAAGAACCAACAAUCACGCAGGCCAAUCCGGACCAUUAACCUCAACCUGUGUGAACAGGUGGAUGCAGGUCUAUCGUUCACCAAGAAGGAGCUGGAGAGCAGCUUUGUGUUUGCCCUGCAGACAAAGACAAGAACUUGGUACCUGGUAUCGGAGUCGGAGGAUGACAUGAACCAUUGGGUGUCGUCCAUCUGUUUGCUCUGUGGCUUCAGCCCGACUGAUGAUGGCACAGAGGGACGAGUGCCCAUCACCUCUUCCCAUCUCACAGUGACCUCAACCAGUGCUACUGUCACCACAGAAACAGGCUCAGUUCUACCGCCUUAUGAACCGGUGAAUGUGCAACACCUGGAGUUUGAUGGCAGCAGUGAAGAAGACUACCUGUGGUUGUCACACUGUCAGAGCCGCAUCAGAUCUCCACCAGGUUCUUCUACGUCCUUGGAAAUCGACAGUGACGUUUGCCCUACUCUCUCUACCACGUCCUCCUUGUCUUCUGCUUCUUCAUCUCCUUCCCUCAUUCCCAACGGUGUACCACCUCCAUCCACCUCGUCUUGCUUUAGGAACGCCCCUUGGACAGUUGCCACAACAACAAGCCCUCUCAGCCGCUCACUGGACACCACUACCUGGGACAUCCAAAAACAUUCCAGCAGACCGCGCUGUUACCCCUCCCCACAUCCCAAGAAGCACACACUAUCAGACCUGCACCCUGUGGCGAUACCUCUAACUAAUGACCCACAGUCCAGCACCUACCAGAUCCCCCGUGCAGCAUUCACCCGGCUGCCAGGCCCUUCACAUCUGCCAUCUUCUACUCCAAGUGUGGACUCCUUGACACAUGCGGAGCUUCAUGCUUCCACACCAGCUCCACCUCUGCGGCCACCAAAGCCCCAGGUGAUUGUCGGACAGGGACAGAGUUCUGAAUCAGAACCUAGAACACAUUCCCAAUCCACUUCAGAGUCAGAGAGGCUGGAGGGAUGGAUGGAAGGAGGAGAUUGUGGUCCAUCCAGGAUGAACGCUGUUGAUGCACCUGGAUAUAUGCACACAAGUUGCGAUUCUCUUCACGUCCCUCAGUCUCUGUCUGACAGAGCGAGCAUGUUCGAGUUCAGUGCGAGCUUCAGCAGCUACUUUUUUAAUAAGGGGAUGGUACCUCUGGGUAGUGUUUGUUGUCAAGAUGAAGACCUGGACAAAAACUACGUUCCCAUGAGCGCUGCCACCACUGAGCCUCCUGUAGCACCAAGGGUAGGUCCACCUCCUCCGGCUGUGGCCUCUGAUGCUUCUGUCCAGAUGCAAGAUGCUUACGUCCCCAUGACCCCACUUACCGUGAGCAAAGCUCACCCAACCUCUACCACUGGGGAGCUUUUGUCCUUGGGGAGGCAGGUGCCUCCACCGGCCCACAUGGGGUUCCGUAACUCUCCUCUGACAGCCGUAGCUCCUGUAACAGCGCCAGUCCAACGGAACCACACGAACACCUCCACUGGCAUGGGUGUGGAAGCCACACCGCCUCCAGUCCACCGCAACCUCAAACCACAGCGACAAGGAGCUUGUGUUGGUCAGAAUGUGGAGAAAAGCAACUUUCACACUUCAGGAGAGUCGACACACAAACCCAAAGGUACAAGAGCCUUAAAAGUGAGACCAGCUCCUCUGAACAUCACACCAGUGCAAGAGGACUGGAAUGAAGUCCCGCCUCCUGUCCGCUCACCUGUCACUCGAACCUUCACAAGACAUCCCUCCAGUCGUCAAUCAGUCAAAGCUGGCUCCUCCCACAGUUCAUCCCCCUCUUCUGAUUCUGAUGAUCCUGAUGACAACUAUGUUGCCAUGACGACUUCCAAUCUCAGCUUCAGUGCCGGCGAGUCGUCGUUGAGGAUCUUGUUGCAUCGAGCGUCAGAGGGAGGUGUCAGCAGCCCGUUGCCACGGCGACCCAAAAGUGAGAAACAGGUGGAGUACCUUGACCUCGACCUUCACACCAAGCGAUCAACACCGCCGAGACAGAAAUGCUGCACGACAGAGGGCGGAGUCAACAGCAACAAGCAGCUCGGAGCAAACGAGGAGCACACGCAUGCACGUGUGGACUAUGUGGUGGUGGAUCCCAAAAAGACCAAGGCCCUGAGGAACACCAGAGAAGCAUGGCAUGAUGGGAGGAUGUCCACGGAGAAGGGGAAAUGUUAAAGAUCACGUACACACUCACUGAAGUCACGAGAGGUCAAAAAAAAUUGUUAUAUUUUGGUAACGUGACACGAUGCCAAAAUCAUAUUUUAAAAAAAGUCUCCUAACUCUGCCCAUUUAUACAA